AUGGCGGCUACAGCUGCGACGCUGACGAACGCUGAGGCGGUGGCGGCGGCGGCGGAGAACAAGGCUGUGGGGAUUCCUCGGUGCAGUUGUCAGAUAUAACAGAAUUUCAACUUAAAGAAAGAAAGAAAAAGCGCCAAGAUGGGUGAAAAGAAACCAGAGCCUUUGGACUUUGUAAAAGAUUUCCAGGAAUACCUGACACAGCAGACCCAUCAUGUGAACAUGAUUUCGGGAUCAGUUAGUGGGGACAAAGAAGCAGAGACUCUUCAGGGAGCUGGAACAGAUGGUGAUCAAAAUGGACUUGAUCACCCAUCUGUUGAAGUCUCCCUGGAUGAAAACUCAGGAAUGUUAGUAGACGGGUUUGAAAGGACCUUUGAUGGGAAGCUCAAGUGUCGGUACUGCAACUAUGCCAGCAAAGGGACGGCCCGGCUCAUCGAGCAUAUCAGGAUCCACACAGGCGAGAAGCCUCACAGGUGUCACUUAUGUCCUUUUGCAUCUGCUUAUGAGCGCCAUCUGGAAGCCCACAUGCGCUCUCACACUGGGGAAAAACCAUACAAAUGUGAAUUGUGUUCCUUCCGCUGCAGUGACCGAAGUAACCUGUCCCACCAUCGAAGGCGCAAACAUAAAAUGGUACCAAUUAAAGGUACCAGGUCUUCCUUAAGCAGCAAGAAAAUGUGGGGGGUUUUACAAAAGAAAACAAGCAAUCUGGGGUAUAGCAGAAGAGCACUAAUCAACUUAAGUCCACCUUCCAUGGUGGUCCAGAAACCAGACUACCUUAAUGAUUUUACCCACGAAAUCCCAAAUAUCCAGACGGACUCCUAUGAAGCUAUGGCUAAAACUACACAAACUGCUGGCCUGCCGAGGGACCCCCAAGAACUCAUGGUUGACAACCCUUUGAAUCAGCUCUCUACUUUAGCAGGACAGUUGUCCAGCUUGCCACCAGAAAACCAAAACCCUGCCUCCCCUGAUGUAGAUCCCUGCCCUGAUGAAAAGCCUUUCAUGAUUCAGCAGCCCUCUGCCCAAGCAGUAGUCUCUGCUGUGUCAGCAAGUAUUCCUCAGAGCUCCUCCCCUACAAGUCCAGAGCCUCGGCCGUCGCAUAGUCAGAGGAACUACAGUCCAGUGGCAGGGCCCAGCAGUGAACCAAGUGCCCACACCAGUACUCCCAGCAUAGGAAACAGCCAGCCAAGCACUCCAGCUCCAACCCUGCCGGUCCAGGAUCCUCAGCUUCUGCACCACUGCCAGCACUGUGAUAUGUACUUUGCAGACAAUAUCCUUUACACUAUUCACAUGGGGUGCCAUGGGUAUGAAAAUCCUUUUCAAUGUAAUAUAUGUGGAUGCAAAUGUAAAAACAAGUAUGAUUUUGCUUGCCAUUUUGCAAGAGGGCAACAUAACCAUCACUGAACACAAUCAACAUUGUUCUCACUUGGUUUGGCCUUUUGGGAGUUUGUAGUUUGGUUUUUAGUUUGAUCAUCCCUAAUAAGGUAUAUACUAAUUUAAAAUUUAUACAUUCUAUUCAUAAAAUAGAAAUUUGAUAGUAAAAAAAGGUUUUGUUAACUUUUCAUAAAAGUCUGGUCAGGGUUAUUUAUGCAUUAGAUAGUUAGAUGCAUUGAUGUCUUUUUCACUUAGACCCAUGAGAGUCGAAGUACAGUCGACUAGUCCAUAAGGACUCCCAGGGUUGUCCGUACUCCUGAUGCUUCAGUAUACACAUUACAGUUAAACAUUCUUCCUGCCAUAUUUCAAAAUGGCACAAUAAACUUCUUAUAGAAUCUUUUAUAACAUUUCAGUGUUUAUAGACAAACUGCCUUUAAGUUUGCUCUUAAUUGAAAUGCUGUUUUCAUUCACGUAACUUAAGUUGCAUUAGUUUCAUUACAACCAAAACCAGUAGUUAUUGUGUAAUAAAUCUUUCUCUUCAAGGGGAAGUAUAAAAUAAUUCCUUUCAAAUUUAAAUUAUAAAAAUGAAAGUCUUGGAAGUUGAAAUUUGGGGUUAAAUUGAACAUUGUGUUUUGGUAUUUGAGAUAUCUGUUCAUUUAAUGUAUAAACAUGUUAGUUUUUAGUUUUUCAUUUAUAUAUCAUAUAUUUAUAUACUUGGAGUAUUAUUUUAAAGCCACAGGUAAAUAUACUAGAGUGCUAGAUGCCGUUUUCAAUAUGACUCUUUCAUUUAAAUUCUGCAUUCACCUAUUACUGGUGUCAGGUAAGAUUGACAACCACACUGAUUAUUUUAUUCUUCCUAGUCUUUGAUGACCAAAGAGGAAGUGGAACUCAUCCAUCUUAUUAAGAGAUGCUUCAAAACAAUCUCCAAAGUUUCCUUUUCUGCCUUCUGUACAUUUAUUGCCCAUAAUUUCCAAGAAGGGUCGAUCUAGAAACCCAGAGAAAUGUAAUAGUGAGGAAACAGCUACAAAAUCGCAAGAGAGCAUGCCCAAAUAGAGCCUACUUUCCUCUGCAGAGCAGAGCAGGCCAUGGAAGUCCUCCCUGUGAGUCUUCAUGGACAGAGACGGUGCGAUAGUCACCACAGUGGGCAAGGAUAAAGAGUGAGAGUUAUUAUGAAGCACAUUUAAAUGUGACAUUUAAUUUACUUAGAAUUAGAGUGGUUCAUUUUAUAUAGGAAGCCAUUAUUUUUGUAUCGUGUAAUAAGUAGCUUACUCUGAAGAGAGCCUGGCAAAACAAUAAAACAUUGUCACUUACUAUUGGUUUCUGUGUACUUUGCAAAUUUUUCAUUUUUAUUUGGUUAAUAUCUUGAAAAUAUUCCCAAUUGGCUUCUUAAAGAAAUACCCUGUCAAGCAUUUAUUAACCAAAAAUCACCUCUUACAGUAAAUAAGAGGGAAAUAUUGAGUGUCUACCCAUGAAGCCCAAGUGCCCUGUUAAUGGAUCUGUGCCCUCCCUCCCUGUGCUAGAAAGCCAUUCCGAGGGUGCCUGUGCUUACAUAGCCAGUCUUGGCUCAUCCCGACUGCACUGUUAAAGCGCAGCCCCAGAGACACUUUCUCGUGUGACCCUAACUUUCUAGUGAUUUUGGUCUGUUGCUUAAAUCAUUCACUAGAUUAGUUUCUCACAACACUUUCCAAAUACAUAACUCGACUGUUGUGCUUAUCAGCUGCCAGAAAGAAACAGGUUGUAGUUUGGAAACUGCUGUUUUUUAAAGUUUGAUUCAAUUCAAAGCAAUACUUCCAAACAGACAGUGAAUACUUCCCGAAAGAGGAAGAAGCCCAGUGCACGGCUGCGCACCUGUACUCCCAGCUGCUUGGGAAGCAGAGGCAGGAAGAGUGCUAGAGCCCAGGAAUUCCUGCCAGGCCCGCCAGGCAACACCGCAAGCCACAGUCUCAAAGGCCAAACAGCCUGAAAGGGCUCCCCUCACAGGCAGCUUUAUCACCUACACAUCUGGGCCAAACAGUGACACGUGCAUUUUUCCUAACAACUAAAGAUGAAUGUUCUGAAGGUACAUUUCAUUUUACGUAUGGAAAAGACUUUUCAUAAUUACAGACUAGAAGGAAAAAAAUCCUAAUUUUCCAAUAACAUAAAGAGCACAGUUGGUCUUCCAAAGGUGUCGAUGCAUGAAGCUACAAGUCCUUCGAAAUGCACUAAAAUUUUGAAGCAAAUCUACCUUAGAAACUUUUUUGAAAUUGUACUUUUAAAGAUUUAGGAUUUUACUUAAAUAUUCUGAGUUAAAUUCUGUACUAGGAAAGAUGCUGGAUUCUUUCCUUAAAUACUAAAUAUGUUCCUCAUUUUAUUUUUAACCAAAUGUUUUAUAGAAAUGAGUUGAGAAAAGUUUAACAUGCACUAUUUAUAGUACUUUGCCAAUAACAGGCAAUGUUCUGAAACUAAAUUUAUUUUUGUUCAGUGAACAUGAGUUUAGAUUUUUAAAGUUGGUAAUUUAUCUCCACUAAUAUUUUUUUAAAGAAACUGUGAAGAGAUUAACAGAAUAAUUUUAUUUCAGAUUUUACUAAUGUAGUAUGUAGCUACAACUUCUUGACAUUCAAGUGAAGACUAGACUUCUGUUUUGAAAAUUUUCCAUUGGGUAGUUUCAGUGGUUUCAUUUUAGAAAUGUGUUUGCUGUUCAUCUGCAGAUGUUUGACAAAGGGAAUAUUACUAAAAAGAAAAAAAUACUUAUCAAAUGAAGAAUUGUUAGAAAAAUUUAAAUUCCCUGCUGAAGACAUUUUUGUCAGUCUUAGGGGGUAGGUAUUUGCUUUCUAGAACUUGGUUUUGUUGAUACCUGGAUGUACAGAACAUGUUUUCUAUGCAAGGCAUAAGUCUUGCAUUACAGUUGUAAGAUAUAUUAUAUUGUUUAGGGAUCAAGAAAGCAAUCUAAUGCUGAAGUAACUAUAGUAUGUAGUUCCUAUUGUGAAUAAUGCUUUGCUUUUGUAAUGUAUGAAUAAAAAAAUAACACUUUCUAAUGA
This is a messenger RNA of Grammomys surdaster, 4385 nucleotides long. It is a transcript of the gene Ikzf5, whose product is annotated as IKAROS family zinc finger 5. The transcript has 4 exons. Gene Ontology annotation, biological process: regulation of transcription by RNA polymerase II. The record is from RefSeq and is a predicted model, not a curated record. The coding region runs from base 139 to 1398 and encodes 419 amino acids. Gene Ontology annotation, molecular function: RNA polymerase II cis-regulatory region sequence-specific DNA binding; DNA-binding transcription factor activity. Lineage: Eukaryota; Metazoa; Chordata; Mammalia; Rodentia; Muridae.